Messenger RNA from Rhea pennata, 4620 nucleotides. Its product is annotated as T-cell activation Rho GTPase-activating protein-like. The coding region runs from base 1 to 2196 and encodes 731 amino acids. NCBI's taxonomy places the organism in Eukaryota, Metazoa, Chordata, Aves, Rheiformes, Rheidae. The transcript has 12 exons. Gene Ontology annotation, biological process: regulation of Rho protein signal transduction; signal transduction. Gene Ontology annotation, molecular function: GTPase activator activity. The record is from RefSeq and is a predicted model, not a curated record.
AUGGGCAACUGCUGCGGCGCCCGGGGCGCUACUGGCCCCACUCCUGGAGCGUGGCCACGGCCCGGGGACCCCGGCUACGUGGCUCCUGGUGCCAGCCACGGGCUCGCGGGCAGGGGAGCUUCCCGGCCCCCGGCGCCGCUCGGCGCCUUUGUGUCCCGCAGGAGCCCCCAGCUCCUGCUCUGCAACCGGGUGCAGGUGACGCGGCACCAGCAGACGAGGGACAGGGACCUCCUGCUCUUCCCGAACACCAUCGCCGUCGCCAGCUUCAGGUGGGGCUCCACCUUCCUCCUGAAGCACCGGGUGCCCCUCAGCGAGCUCUGGGUGCUGUGUGUGGAGGACGAGGCGGCGUGCGGGCGGGAAGACGAGGAGGUUUUUGGCCUGAAAUGUGCCAACAGCCUCGUCCUCGUGUGGCCCGGAGACGUCUGCGUGGUCACUUUCCGGCGUGGGCAGAGCAAGCAGAGGCCCCGCUCGGGUUGCGGAGGCCCCGGCGGCAGCUCCGGGAGCGCACGAGGCCCGGCCCCCGGCACGUCCCGGCGGCUCCGCUCAGCCCGCGACACCGAGCUGGGCGCUCCGAGCAGGGGCUCUGGUGCUGGCGGCGCGGAGCGGGGCCACGCGGGCGAGCCGUGCCCGGGGCUGGGCCUCCGCAGAGCGGGAGGGGCCGCGGCGGGCUCUGAGGCGGCUUCUCCUUCUCGCUGCAGGUCGCGGGAGGUGAAGGAGCUGUGGGUCAGUGCCGUGCUCGGGCGAAGCGGAGGAGCCCAGGAGACCCGCGUCACCCGCCUGGCCUCCCUGCGGUUCCUGGUGAAGGUCGUUGGCUUCUACUGCCCCUCGGCGUUGCUGAGCGCCCGGACCAUCGAGGUGCUGAUUUCGGCGGAGGCGGCCACCGAGCAAUGCCCAGUCUUGGCCCCAUCGGCUCCUGAGGAGGGACUUUGCCACUCUCCUGCAGAUGGGACUAAGAAAAGGAAGAGGCUGAUCCCGUGGCCGUUCGCUCGGAGGCGAGCCUCGGCCAGUGGGGCCUGUGCAGAGCAACCAGACUCUGGCCUCAAGAGCCCCCUGUUUGGGCAGCCUCUGGGCAGUCUUUGUGGGGAAGAGGAGACCCUGCCCCAGCCGGUCCAGGAUCUCCUGGCCAUAUUGUACAGGGAAGGGCCUGCCACUGAGGGGAUAUUCCGCAAGGCUGCCAGUGAGAAAGCGCGCAGGGAACUGAAGGAGGCCCUCGACAAAGGGGGCACCAUUGACUUGGACAGCAAACCUGUGCACCUCUUGGCUGUCAUCUUGAAGGACUUCCUGCGCAAUAUCCCUUCCCAACUCCUGUCGGCAGCCCUGUUCGAGAAGUGGAUGCUGGCUCUUGAAAAGCCAAGCAGGGAAGAAAAGAUUGAAGAAUUGAAAGAGGUGGCUGACCAACUGCCACGGCCAAAUGUCCUAUUGCUCAAGCCCUUGCUUGCUGUGCUCCACCACAUAAGCCAGAAUGCAGAGACCAGCAGGAUGGACUCCAGCAACCUUGCCAUCUGCAUAGGGCCCAACGUGCUGAGCCCAGGCACAGAUAGCACGCUGCCACUGCAAGUCCAAAUGGAGAGGAAUGGCAAGGUGAAGGCGCUGGUGGAGUUUCUUAUUGACAACUGCACAGCAAUAUUUGGGGAGGACUUGGCCUUGCCUGGCAGCCCCUCUGCUGAAGACUGCCCCGAGCACACCGGCAGCUCCGCAGGACAUGUAGGGGCUGCUCCUGCUCAGGAGGAUGCUUCUGCCCAAGACAAGGCAGGGCCUGAAGCUAGAUGCGAUUCUCCAACCUGUGAGAUGCAUCAGCCCAGUGGGAGAAGCCCCAGCAGGAGCAGGACGUAUGCAACAUGUGUCUCUGCCCCUCCGGUGCCUCAUUUGAAAAGUGACAUCAGCGUAAUGCACAGGAGCAGCUCAGAACCAGCCCUGUCCUUUGAGAACCCCUCAGAGGGCAGCAGAAGGCACCAGAAACGGAGCAGGAGCGUGGACAGUGUUGCUGCUGUGCAGCAACAGGUGAACUUGGCGAGGGAGGCACUGGGAGAGCAGCCUGCCAUCGUGCCCACACAAUUAUUAGAGGGCGCUCCACCCCUGACGUCCUCCAGGCGCUCCCUGCAGAGCUGCUGUCCUGCUGCCCAGGGCUCCUCCAUCAUUCCCCUGGAACUUGCUGCCAUUCCCUCAUGCUGCUUCGGGGCUGCGAGAACCAUCUGAGCAGUCACCAGCAUUCCUAUUGCAUGCCAAGCCUGGGUGAGAAGCCAUCAGAGCCCAGUGAGGUCAUUGUGGACAUGGAAGGAAAUGAAAGAGGGAAAGAGAAAGAAGAAGGAAGACACAAAGGCAAGAAAGACCAAGGCAAAAAGCAAGGGAAGAAUAACAGAAAGGAAAAAUUCAAAAGCAAGGAAGAGAACAUGAAGGAUAGCAAGGAAAUGGAAAGAAAACCCAGGGAAAGAAAUCAGGGAAAAUGAACUAGAGGAAAAAGGAAGAAAAAGCAAGGCAGGAGAGAAGGAAAGGAAAAGGAAGAAAAAUCAAAAGAAAGGAGGGAAAAAGAGGGAAGGGAGAAAUAGGGAAGGGCCAAAGAAGGGCCCAAGAGGGAAGUGCCAAAGAAGGAAGGGCCGAGCAGAGAAGGGAAAAAGGAAGGUAAAGCAGGAGAGUAAAAAUGCAAGGAGAAAAUGAAAAGGGAAAUGGAGAAAGGAAGACGAAAUGGAGAGAAACUAAAGGCAAGGAGAAAGGAAAGGGCAAAAUAAGGAGAAUAAAGGAGAGCAAGCCAAGGAAUAAGGGAGAGAAAAGGAGAGGGAACUGAGUGAAAAGAGAGAAAAGAGAGCUAAGAAAGGUAAAAGGGAGGAAGAAAAGAAAAGGAAAAGGGCAACAGAAGGAAAAAAAAAAAGGGAGAAUGAGGAGGAGGAACAAAAGGGGAAAACCCUGAUAAAAGGUGCCAAAGCAAGGAGGAUAAGAAAGAAGGAAAGGAAGAAGGGGGGGAAAGGAAGGAAGUGAAAGAAGAAGGAGGGGAUAGAAUCAGGAGAGGUGAGACCAAGGAGAGGUAAAAAGAAGGCAGGGGAAAAAGGAGGAGAAAAAAGGGCAGGUAAGAAAGAAGGGGGAAAAAAGGAAGGGAAAAUAGAGGGUAAAUAAGGAGGGCAAAUAAGAAGGAAGGAGAAGAAAAGAGGGGCAAAAGAAGGAGAGGAGACUCAAGGAGGGUCAAAAAGUAGGAGCUGCAAAAGCUAGAGGGGAAAGAACAAGGGAGGACAAAAUCAAGGGAGAGCAAAAGCAAGGGAGAGAGAGCACUAAAGGGCAAAUGACCAGGAGGACAAUUAACAAGGGGAAAGAAGAAGGAAGGGAAAAGAAGGAUGUGAAAAAAGGAAGGUAAAAAAGAGGGAAGGGAAAGAGCAAGGAUGAGAAAGAAUAAGGAGGAGAAAGAAAAAGGAGCACAAAUAACAAGGGGAGGAAAGAAGGAGGCAGGCGAGAAAGGAGAAGGACCAAAAAUGAGAGAGAAAAAACUAGGAGGGGAAGAAACUAGGAGCAAGCCAAGCUAAAACUAGGAAAGAAGAAAUGAGGAGAGCAGGAAGAGGGAAAGGAGAUGAAGCAAGAGAGAAAAAGAAACCCCCAGGAACGAAAAAAAGCAAGGCAAGAAAUAAUGUAAGGAGCAAGGCAGGGGAAAAGUAAAAAGAAGGGAAGAAUAAAGGAAAGAAAGGGGAAGUACAGAAGGAAAGUAAGAGGAAAGUAGAAAGGAAAGAAGAAAGGGGAAAGCAAAUAAAAAAGGGAAGACUGGAGCAGGAAAAGUUGGAAGAGAGAAAGAACAAAAGGCAAGAAAAAGCAAGGCAAGAAAAAGCAAGGCCAGGGCAUAGAGAAACAGAAAGUCAAACAAGGACAGAUGGAAGGAAGGUAAGAAAGGAAGGAGCCCGCCACCCUGCCCAAAGGAGGAAAGAGCAACGAGGAAAGCAAGCGAAGGAAAGAGAAAACAAGGGCAGGGGAAGAAGGAGAGAAAGGAGGAAAGGAAGGAGGAAGAUGAGAAGGGAAAGAAUAGAGGGAAAGCAAGGAAAAAGGAAAACCACGGAAGGAAACCAGGAAAGAAAACAGAAGAAAGAAGGCGAGUGAAAAAGGAAGAGAGCGGAAAAAGGGAAGACUAAAGGAAAAAUGGGAAAUGUAAAAGAGGAAGGAAACAGGGAGGAAAAAAAAACGGUGAAGAAAAGUAAGGAAAGAAGAGUAAGGGAGAAGGAAAAAAGGAAGAGAACUAAAGAAAAUAAAGGAAAGGAAAAUGGACAAGAAAAAAAGGAAUGAAGAAACUAGGGGAGGAAAAGAAAAUAAUGAAAGGAGAAAAAAACUGAAAGAAAAAUAAGAGAAAAGAAUAAAACAGAGAUGGAAAGAAAGAAGAAAGGAAAGGGUAAAAUGAAAGAAGGGAAGUAGAAGAAGGGAGAGAAAGAAAGGAAGAAAGGAAAGCUAAAAGCCUAUAGGAAAAGUAAAAAGCAAAGAAAGAGAACACCAGAGGAAAAGAGCAAAGAAGACUCAAAUGAAAGAGAGAGAAUCAAAGGAAAAAGAAAGCCAAGACAAAGGAAGGAAAAGGGAAAGAGAAGAAAAGGAAACCAAAGGAAAAAAAGAGGAAAUGAAAGGGAAAAGGGAAAGUAAUGAAAGCACAAGAAGGGGAAA